Peromyscus californicus insignis is the source of this 2292-nucleotide messenger RNA. It is a transcript of the gene Rabl2b, whose product is annotated as RAB, member of RAS oncogene family like 2B. The coding region runs from base 455 to 1483 and encodes 342 amino acids. Gene Ontology annotation, molecular function: GTP binding; GTPase activity. The transcript has 9 exons. NCBI's taxonomy places the organism in Eukaryota, Metazoa, Chordata, Mammalia, Rodentia, Cricetidae. Gene Ontology annotation, cellular component: endosome; Golgi apparatus. The record is from RefSeq and is a predicted model, not a curated record.
UUAAUAAGAUAUUAAGUCUUGGCUGAACUUUGGAUAUUCCAUUUUUCAUAGUUGAUUUCACAGUUUAGAUAUUAUGAUCAAUGCUAAGAAUGUUGCUAUAGCACAAAAUGGCAGAAGUAUGUUUGUCCUAAUCCCAAGCCAAAAUUUAGUCUUUUUUUUUUUUAAUGAAACUCAAGUCAACCCAAAACCUCCCUCCUCUCACCACAUGCACCAACCCAGGAUCAUGUCCACUCCUACCUCUAGCUAUGCUCUCCCUUUUAUCAACAAUAAACUUUCCCCACCAUACUUAGGAGCAGUCAUCUCCUUCCUUUUUAUUUCUUUCUUUCAUUCAAUUGCACGUUCAGAGACUUUAUACAGUUACCAAAUUUUUCCCCACAACCCACACAUUCAUAUGACCGCAUAAAUAGAAUACAGUGACAGACCACAGAUGAUGAAAGUCGAGAAACUUGCUUAGAUGUAUCCUAUCAAGGGUAUCACAACCUGUAGCAACCUGUUGCUGGUCAGAUGCCUCUCUAACCUGCGGUUCCCACUCCCAACCCUGGCCAGUCGUCCAGUGCACCCACUCUGUGGUGCUCCGGGCCAGUGGACCAGAUGUGCAUGCAUCCUUGGAAGGCGCCAGGCAGCCAGGCACUGCGCUAGCCAGCCCGCGCCCCAAUGGGGUCCUUCGGGCCAUUGCCGGACAGCCCAGCUCGGGGUCCUGGUGCGGUCGCGUAGCAGCGGCAGAGACGCGGCCAAGCCGCUACCGGAGUGCGGUCGCCUGUUAGCGGACAGUGACAAGACUCCAAGGCUGGCUCUUGUCUACGGCCAGGAGCUAAUGGCAGGGGACAGAAGCAAGCAUUGUGAGCUGGACCAAGAAAAAUAUGAUGCUCAUGACAACGUGAAGAUCAUCUGUCUGGGAGACAGCGCGGUGGGCAAGUCCAAACUCAUGGAGAGGUUUCUCAUGGAUGGAUUUCAGCCACAGCAACUGUCCACAUAUGCUCUGACUCUGUAUAAACACACGGCCACAGUAGACGGCAAGACCAUCCUUGUGGACUUCUGGGAUACGGCAGGCCAGGAGCGGUUCCAGAGCAUGCAUGCCUCCUACUACCACAAGGCUCACGCCUGCAUCAUGGUAUUUGAUGUCCAGAGGAAAAUCACCUAUAAGAACCUGGGUACCUGGUAUGCAGAACUUCGGGAAUUCAGGCCGGAGAUCCCAUGCAUCCUGGUGGCCAAUAAAAUUGAUGACAUACAGAUGACUCAAAAGAACUUCAGUUUCGCUAAGAAGUUUUCCCUGCCCCUGUAUUUCGUCUCAGCUGCCGAUGGUACCAAUGUUGUGAAGCUCUUCAAUGAUGCGAUUCGAUUAGCUGUGGCUUACAAGGAAAGUUCCCAGGACUUCAUGGAUGAGGUUUUACAGGAGCUUGAGAACUUCAAGUUGGAGCAGAAAGAGGAGGAUACACCAGACCGAGAGCACAGUGGCAUGGUCAAGAGCCCAUCUCCUUCUUAAUCAAGAGGACACCCACACGUGGCUGAGUAGGGGUAUCAGGGAGCCAUUUGGAAUGCCCAACAUCUCUGGAGAACCUCUCCAGGCUACCCCUGCUCAACUUCCUGCAAACCCACUGUUCUGUGGUCCAUGAUGAGGUCAACACAAACACACUAGAUAGGCAUGAUAUCCCACCAACUUCCUACAGCAGGAUGAGGGAUCCAUGUCUUUCGAAUCUCCCCACCCCACCAGCAGCCUGGCAGUGUAGAAUCAGUGAACAUGCUCAUGUUUUCUUCAUGUAAUGUUGUCUUUCAUCCCAAACUGACCUCAGGGAUUCUCCUUGCUGCUGACAGGACUGCUGACCCCUAACUACGCUGUGUCCUGCAGAAUCUGUGACCUCUGUCCCUUUGCCCUCUGAGUCUCCCAACCAACUUUUUCAACAAUAUUUGGACAGACGACUGUUGAUUCCAGAUUUUUUUAGUGCUGUUUCAGGAGCUGUUCUAGGUCAGGUUGAGAACACAGGAACAGGACUCUGUUGCAGUCACAUGAAAACACGCCAAGUCUAGCCAUAUCUGGUCAUAUCCGCACAUUACUAUUGCCCACCACGUGAACAACAGCUUCUUUUGAAGCCUCCAUCUCAGGGUAGAAAGUGUUCCUCCACUUGUCUAGCAUCUUCUGUGGGUGGCAGGAAAUGGCAUGGGAAGAGCUGCCCUGCUUCCUGCAGCUUGCUAGCCUGCACUUACGAUUGUCUUCAGCAUCAUUUCCAUUGUCUUUAUUAUUUUGUUUGUAUUGUUUCCUUUUGUACAAUAAAGAUUAAAUUUCAUAAACAUUAA